Homarus americanus (American lobster) is the source of this 705-nucleotide messenger RNA. RefSeq names its product adhesive plaque matrix protein-like. The transcript is spliced from 3 exons. The record is from RefSeq and is a predicted model, not a curated record. Lineage: Eukaryota; Metazoa; Arthropoda; Malacostraca; Decapoda; Nephropidae. The coding region runs from base 36 to 623 and encodes 195 amino acids.
UUAGUCGUCCAAAGGAACAACAAACUUCCCAGAACAUGCCAGGUAAUAUGGAUGUGGUGGUGGUGGUGGUGUUGGCUGUGGUGGCGGCGACUGUGGUAGAGGCGACCUUUAAAUUCGGAAAGAAAGAACGCUGCUACCCUCAGAUAUACUACGUGCCACACUACCUUACACACUACGAGAAGGUGCCGGUCUACCACACAGUCUACCAGGAACACGUCAUCCCUACCACCAUCUACCACACAGUACAGGAAACUCGCUACCAGAACGACUACCACACACAUUACGUUCCAAAUUACGUAACUACGACGGUCUAUAAAACCACAUAUGAAUACGUACCUUACUACCAAACCCAAUACCAAACCACGUAUGUACCUUACUACGCCACUACCACACAAUAUAUACCAACAUACGUCACUGAGAGCCAAUACCAAACCACGUACCAAACGACAUCUCAAUACCAGACAGUUUAUAGUACUCAGUAUACGCCUAACUAUAUCACCACUACCAAUAUACAGUACCAGACAAGCUACCAUACUGAAGAGGUACCAGAAUACCACACAGUGACCCAUACCGAGGAGACAUACCGGACAGUUUGCCCGCGAUCCUCCUAUGACUAUUAUUAAGUACCAUACACCUGAUACCAGACACCAGACACAAGACACCUGACACCAGACACCUGACACCAGACACCUGACACCAGACACC